AGUGGCGUUCAGUGGCGUUCUGUGCUUACCCGUGAGCGCGCAAUGUGAAAAUAUUUGUGCGGGGCUGUCGUUGAAAUCUUAUCGAGUGGAGUUGUUAUUUCGUUGCCGAUUUUGUGCAUUUGCAGGAAUGUCCAUUAUGUCUGCCAGCCAGGACUACGAUCGCAAGUAUCUGCGCAGCAUGGGGGGCAUCUGCAAGAUCGCCUGCAUGCUGAGCAGCUUCAUCGGCUUUCUGUUCAUUCUGUUCGGGCCGGUGCGAGUGAGCAACUUUCGGGGCAGCUUCUAUUUGGUCGUGGCGGCGAUGGGCUUCACAGCCACACUGGCGCUGCUGCUUGCCCGCUACCUGCGUCUGUGGCAACGUUACUGCAGUCGGUGCGACGCAACGCUCUGGUCUCUCGGUGUCCACUCCACGCUGGCGGUGUCCUACUUUGUGGCCUCUGGGCUGGUGCUCUCUCUGGACAUUGGUACCUAUACGGCCGCAGCGUUCUUCGGACUGACAGCUUUCAGCAUUAAUGGCCUGGAGGCCUUUGCCCACUAUCGCCGCAGCCGUCUACGGGAGGUGGCCACUCAAACAGUAUAGGGCCCUACUGGCACCAAAAGCUUUGAUCACUCUUAGUAUUUUAAGUCUGCUCUCAGUUAGUCGAGUCUCUCCGGCUGCCAUAAAAAUAGCUAGCAAAGUAUGUUAAUGCAAGGUGAGGUAUAGAUACUCCCCUUCUUGAGACGGUGUACAGGUGUGAGCACGCUCUGAGAAUGCCUCACCUUACACUACAUAUAAAAUUUGAGAGUAAGAUUUAGUGAUAAUUUGCGUGCCACGAGCAGUGUGGCGUUUGUUUGCAUUAAAUUCUGUUAGUAAAGUGUACAAAAAAUAAGAUACAUACGUAAGAUAUGUACAUAUGUACUUAUGUAUAUUGCUGCUGUCUGAACAGUUACUCGAUUAUGUUAUCUAAUAAUUGUUAUUAUGUAGGUUACAAAGAAAAAAAAAAGAAGAAGGAGGAGAAUAUCAAUAGGAGGAGGAACAGCGCGGAGAGGCAGAGUCGCAACCAAAGUCUAAUGUAAGCUUCAGAUAAACGGACAAAGUCGAAAGAAUAGCAAAAGAAUUAAAGAGAUGAUGAGAGUACACGUACAUGGUUAGAGAGUUAUAGAGAAGAAAUAUGCACAUAUGUACAUAUGUAUGUCUUUAGUACAUAUUCUUGGUCAGAAUCAACAUGAAAAUUGUUUUAGAACGCAAAAGUCCUUUGAAAAAUGCCGUAAACUUGGCAAAGACCCAUCUUUGUUCCUAGCUGCUUGCAUCGGAGCGCCAUAACACACAUACAUACAUUCAUACAUGUGUAUGUAUGUCUAACAUGCUAAACCAAUAUCAAAAUUUUACACGUCCCGCGUUUUUACAUUCAACCAAAUUAUAUACUUAUAUACUUCGGACCCCAAAGAUAACAUUAUUUUAUUUGUAUUUUGGCUUUUUUUCUUCUUUUUCUCAUCUAAUACACAUAUUUACAUAUGUAUUCUCCUCGUUCUUCCGACAACACAGUUCGGCACAUUUCGUUUUUAUUGUUGGUUCGGGUGAAAUAAAUAAAAUGUUUCACUCCACUAAGUAUAUUUAACAAUCUAAUGAAGUGUACAACUAAAGCUCUUUCCAAACUUA
Molecule: messenger RNA, 1636 nt
Organism: Drosophila obscura
Lineage: Eukaryota; Metazoa; Arthropoda; Insecta; Diptera; Drosophilidae
Exons: 3
Coding region: 128-577 (149 amino acids)
Cellular component (GO): membrane
Source: RefSeq, a predicted model, not a curated record